Messenger RNA from Myripristis murdjan (pinecone soldierfish), 1159 nucleotides. Its product is annotated as haloacid dehalogenase-like hydrolase domain-containing 5. Gene Ontology annotation, cellular component: mitochondrion. Gene Ontology annotation, biological process: glycerophospholipid biosynthetic process. The transcript is spliced from 8 exons. The annotation marks the transcript as partial. The record is from RefSeq and is a predicted model, not a curated record. Lineage: Eukaryota; Metazoa; Chordata; Actinopteri; Holocentriformes; Holocentridae.
UCUCAGGUGGGGGUUCUGUUUGAUGUGGAUGGGGUUCUGGUUCGUGGAGGUUCUCCGAUCCCGGCGGCUCGUCGAGCCUUCAGGAAGCUGCUGGACUCCAACAACGACUUCCUGCUUCCUGUCGUGUUCGUCACCAACGCAGGAAACUGUCUGCGGCAACACAAGGCCGCGCAGCUGUCUCACCUGCUGGGGGUCCAGAUCGCCCCGGAGCAGGUGAUGCUAUCCCACAGUCCUUUGCGGCUGCUGAGGGGUUUCCAUGAUAAGUGUGUGUUGGUGUCGGGUCAGGGUCCCGUGACCGACAUCGCCAGCAGCCUGGGGUUCCACAGGGUGGUGAGCGUGGAACAGCUGAGGGAACAGCACCCCCUGCUGGACAGGGUGGACCACAGCAGGAGACCCACACUAACUCCACACCCUCUGCAGACUCUGCCCAAAAUAGAAGCGAUCAUCCUGUUUGGGGAGCCAAUCAGAUGGGAGACGAACCUCCAGCUGGUCAUCGAUGUUCUGCUGACCGACGGGAACCUGACGGCCCCGUACCACACGACAAGCUCCGCCCACCUGCCCGUGCUCGCCUGCAACACUGACCUCAUGUGGAUGGCUGAGGCCCCGUCACCACGGUUCGGUCACGGCGUGUUCCUGCUGUGUCUGGAGGCCGUGUUCAGGAGGCUGACGGGACGGGAGCUCACCUACCAGGCCGUCCUGGGGAAGCCCAGCCUGCUGACCUAUCAGCACGCAGAACACCUGCUGAGGCUGCAGAACAACAACUCACCUGUCAGAACCAUCUACGCCAUCGGCGACAACCUGAUGACGGACAUCUACGGCGCAAACCUGUACAACCGCCACCUGGCUGAGCAACGUGUUGCCAUGACGACCACAACCAAGCUGGUUGCCCAGGGAACCGGGAGUCCCGUCAGUGUGGCUCCGCCGGGGGGGGAGGAGCUUCCUGCUGCCCAGAGCUGCCACUCCAUCCUGGUGUGCACAGGUGUCUACAGCCCUGGCUCCCUGUUGCCUAGCGACCGGAGUGCUGAAGUCCAGGAGGCAGCAUUCCUCCCCGGCCAGCGGGACGUCCUGCUGGAGCCCGGCCACGUGGUGCAGGACGUGGAGGCCGCCGUCGACCUGCUGCUGCAGCAGGAGGGCCUCAACCUCUGACCCCUGACCUCUG